Struthio camelus australis is the source of this 11078-nucleotide messenger RNA. NCBI's taxonomy places the organism in Eukaryota, Metazoa, Chordata, Aves, Struthioniformes, Struthionidae. The record is from RefSeq and is a predicted model, not a curated record.
CUUUUAUAUACCAGGGGAGGCCCACCCUUCCCAGGCAGGGCUGGGAAAGAAAUCCAAAGUCGUGACUCAGGAGGAGCCUGAGGAAGACAGAAGCCCUGCAUAUCUCCAAAAGCCACCUCACCGAGUUCUUCCCACCGGGCAAAGCUGUGUAGUGCGAGAACUGAGUAUUUUAUAAUUGUGUUUGCCUGAAUGCAUCAGCCUUUGGAUGUGAGCUUCUUUUCUUGAAACAGCCUUGCGACGUCUUAGCUGCCUGUUCUCCUGGGAGAUCCCUCAGCAGAUCCUGUCUGCACAUCUCACCCUGCCCCUGGAGGGACUGCCUUGCUCCCAGAUCUGAACCAUGUCUCACCCAUCCUGGUUGCCACCCAAAAGUACCAAUGACCCUGUUGGUCACGUUACUGCAAGGAUGGAGACCACGCAUGCCUUUGGGACUCCCAGCAUCUCGGUGUCCACCCAGCAGACACCAAAGAAGUUUGCGCCUGUUGUUGCCCCCAAGCCAAAGUACAAUCCAUACAAACAACCAGGAGGUGAUGGGGAUUUCCUUCCUCCACCUCCACCUCCUGUUGAUGACCUUGGGAAUAUGUCUGCACCACCCAGUGCCUUCCCCCCACCGCCCCCUCUGGAUGAUGUUUCUUUCAACGUGCAGGUGAAUCCUGGUGGCAAGACCCUUGAAGAAAGACGAUCCAGUUUAGAUGCAGAAAUUGACUCUCUGACCAGCAUCCUGGCUGACUUAGAAAGCAGCUCUCCUUACAAGCCUCGGACUCAACAGGUUAGUGGUGCAUUGCGUAAACUGAGAGUGGGAAACGGGCCAGAAUCGACUGCUGGAGUCAAUUUGCUAACCACUUGGUAUUUGUUGAGAGCAGGCAUGCCAGUUUGUCCUGAUAGCAUCCAGAUGUAUCUUUCUGUCUCUGUGCAUGGAUUUCCCCCUAAUUAUUCUCCAUCCUACGGCCCUCCGCCGAUGCGCCAGCCGGGAGCGACGCCGCAGUACGCUCCUCCCCAGCCUCGUGGGCCUGACUACGGCUAUGCCCCGCAGCCCGCGCGGCCCUCAGAGCCCAACUACGGCUACGCACCUCUUCCAGGCCGGUACCAGGACCCGUACUACACGGGAUACGGAGGGAGGAAUGGCUCAGAGCCACCCUACGUGCCCCAAAACACCUGGAAGCCCGAGCCAGCAUAUCCUGCCAGCAACACCAUUGGCCAGACUCCUCCUGGCUUGUACCAGCCACCCGGCACAAAGAAGACCUACAUCACUGACCCAGUGCUGGCUCCGCAGCCGCCCGCUCUGCAAAAGAGCGGGUAUCCAAGCUCUGGGCCUGCAUCAAGCACUCCUGCCUUCAGGCCUGAGGAUGAGCUGGAACAUUUGACCAAGAAAAUGCUGUAUGAUAUGGAGAAUCCUCCCUCAGAUGACUACUUUGGCCGCUGUGCCCGCUGCGGGGAGAACGUUGUCGGGGAAGGCACGGGCUGUACGGCAAUGGACCAGGUCUUCCACGUGGACUGCUUCACCUGCAUGAUGUGCAACAACAAGCUGAGGGGACAGCCUUUUUAUGCGGUGGAGAAGAAAGCCUACUGCGAGCCCUGCUAUAUUAACACGCUGGAGCAAUGCAGUGUCUGUGCGAAGCCCAUCAUGGAAAGGAUACUCCGAGCUACUGGGAAGGCCUACCAUCCCCACUGCUUCACCUGUGUGAUGUGCCAUCGCAGCCUGGAUGGGAUCCCCUUCACUGUGGAUGCUGGUGGGAACAUCCACUGCAUCGAGGAUUUCCACAAGAAAUUUGCUCCGAGAUGUUCAGUGUGUAAGGAGCCUAUUAUGCCAGCCCCGGGACAAGAGGAGACCGUACGCAUUGUCGCCUUGGAUCGUGACUUCCACGUCCAGUGCUACCGGUGUGAGGACUGUGGCGGCCUCCUGUCUGAAGGGGACAAUCAGGGCUGUUACCCUCUGGAUGGACACAUCCUUUGCAAGACCUGCAACUCAGCUCGGAUCCAGGCUCUUACUGCUAAGGCCAGCACUGAUCUCUGAGUAGCAACUGUGACCCUCCCCAGACUGCCUGUUGGGAGAAUUGCACAAGCUUUGCAUGAUUUCUUUCCAGCCUAGAGCCUAAGUCUUUCUUUAAAAAAAGUAAAACUGGAAGGCCUUGGAGCAAGAGGGCCGUUGUAAAGGCCGUGUUCAGACUGCCUGUGAUAGGCACCUAAUUUAAAUGUGACUAUUCAGGUGGGUGGUGAGUCAGUUAGACCACCUGCUAUCUCUGCAAUUAAUGGAGGGAAGGGGUCACAGCACCAAAGUUAUGUGCCUAUAGAAGGAGGUCUGAACAUGGUCCUAAAAAUAUUUGUGUUUGAUUCCUAUCUCCCAAGAAGCACAUGAAGGUGGCUGAGCUAGAUUCUUCUCCUAAGUCCUCUUGAGAACCUGACCCCUCUCUCUUUGAAGUCUUGGGGACCUUCCCAUUGACUUUAAUGGGAACUGGAUCACCAGAAGAAGUCACUCCAUUGUAACAGAAGGUGUAAAACCAGGGUGAGAAUAGAACCAGCACCUCUCUCAUCACAACACAAACCAUGCAACUUCAGAUGUACUGCACGUAAGAGUGUAGGUGUGACCUCAUAUCUUUAGGACACGGAUUUGUUAUCUACAUCUUUUUCUUAGGCCCUUUCUUGUCUCCAUUCCCUUCCAGUUCAAUAGGUUUUUUUUCCUUUUUCUUAUGAAAUUAUAUUUUGCUACUGCAUAAAUUUAUUUGGUAGUGAUGCUUCCAAUUCACAGAUGUAUGAGCAAUCACAGAAGGAUGUGAGCUUGCACACACUAUACACAGGCACACUACACACACACACACACACACACACACACACACACACAAACUACACACUACACACACACGCACAAACACAAAAUGUGCUUUUGAUUUACUAGAGGUAUAAAGCUAAUUAUGCCUGUUGAGAAGGUCUUUUAAGGAUCUGGGGCUGGAAAUACCUUUUAAAAUCCCAGUGGUUACAAGAAACUUUACUACACAGAACUGCAGUGCAAAGGGUUGCUCAAAAAAAUCUUAUGCCACUCUUUCACGUGUCCCAUUAUAGAGGGCCCAAUGGCAGUGCUGGUUUCCAGGCAGAUAGAUGUGUAAGCAAUGGAGUCUUGUUCCGUCUCCUGUAAGGGGUAGAUUCCCAUCAACUGUAACAGGAACUGAAUGAAGUCUUGGGAUAGACAAGAACAUGAUUCACUAAUGGUAGUGUACUUGAUUUGGAGUUCUGGUAAAAAAAAAAAAAAAAAAAUUAUAUAUACAUGCUGUAGUUCAGUUUUUAGCUUAAGAAAGCUAAAGUAGGUGUUAAACCCUUCUCUGUGCCUCCCAAAAAGCAAGCAAUUUUUUCCUCUUUCAUUUUCAUCUCAAUUGCUUAUUACUUCUCUCUGGUGAAAUGUCAUUGCAGAAGGAGCAGCAUUUUUAUCCUCUGUCCAGAAUUAAUACUUACGCCAAGGCAAAUAAAAAGCUGGGCACAGGCACCUCUUUUUUUUUUUUUUUUCCUGUUGUUAGUGGAGGCUUUUUUUAAUUUUGUUAAUUAAAAAAGAAAUUAUAAAUCCAUGGCUUAUUCUAUGCAGCUAUAACAUUCUCGUUCAUGAAACCCAUAAUAACUAAGGUGCAAAUUACAUAGUGAGGGAGUAAUUUUCAUAUCAUUGAAUUGACAUUAAUAUCUUAUUUGCAGAUGUAAUCAAAGAAAAUACCUUUCUGUGCACUUAACAAAUUAAGAAGCAAAACUGAAACAGUUGCGGGCUGAUUGACCAUAUUAGUAACAAACUGGCACUUUUCAAGAUUAAGUUCUAACAGUUUCUUUUUCACACACCCACUGAAGAACAAGGAGACUGCGAUGCUUUCUUCUUUAAUCUCUGUAACAGAAGCCCAGUAUAGUUAUACCCACUAAUGCAGAAAAGAAAAAAAAAAAAGUUAGAUGAGAUGGACCAAUAGGAAAUGAAGAGGAAGAAGUGAGGUACUGACUACAGCUCCUGCAAAUGGUACAUUUCCUUUCAGUUUAGACACUAACCUUUAUGGAAGAACACUGUGAAAUUUAAUAGCUUUAACUGUCAACAGUGAAUUCGGAUACAGAAACAUAGAUCUGAAAUCUCUAUUCCUUACAUGGUUUGUAUGUUAGCAAGGUCCGCUGAUGUCAGGGGAGAUUUCCAAAAUUUGCAGGUCAGAAUGAAUCCUCUUUAUAGAAGGGUGGCAUCAGUAAGCAAAAGAAAUCGUUCUCCACCGUAGUGGCUGUGCUGAAGCAGUUAACCUUUUUAUACUAGAUUUCUACCCUGGCCUUCAAGAAUUUUGCUUCCUCGAACAUAAACAGAUUAUUUUUGUACCGUGACUCCUGCCAGAUUCCAUCUGGGCUCCCUAAGUGUGGCACCAUCAAAAACCCUCACAACUAUUGAGCAAAUCCGGUUUGAACUAGCCCUACAAAAAUAUGGAAGUUCAAAGCUGGGAUGACAACUUCCACCGUAUCUCUGUGGAGGAUUUUAUGUCUCUUGAAAGUACAGGAAGGGGUGUGAUGUACGCUGGCACAGAGCAAGCCAGUCAUCAGGCAGCAAACACACUCUGAACUUCCUUAUUCUUGUUAGUUUUAAAUCAGGUGGCUGAUGAGACUCUCCUGAAUAACACUGGGCAAACUGGUGGGAGCAGGUUGUUGCAGCUGCAUGCAGAAUGUGGUCUAGAUAAGAGACUCAGAACGUUAAAACCUUUGGGGUAUCUGUGGUAUGUAGGUUUGGGAUUCCUGUCUAUUUGAAAGUUAAGGGCCAGCUAGCACAUCUAGAUCUGAAUCUCGCUGUGAUUAGGGUGCUGUGGUGAGUUGGGCUGGUGUGCAGGGAGGUGAGAGCCAAACUUUUCAAGCAUUGUGUACACCUUGGGUGGAAGCAGUUUGACAAAGCUUGAGCAGUGCUCUUGUUUGAUGCAUUAUGGCUAAUUUCUAUACCUGGCGUAUCUGGGCAAAGAUACUAUCAUGCUUUUUCUUUCACCUCUGAAAUGCUAAAUCCAACUACCUGUUGAAAGGAGCGAGUGUCCAAAAUACUCUUCAUUUUCUGUAAUGCAUGUGGUUUGGCUUCAAAAAUUGCUAUCAAUAUAUUUGAAAUAAAUUGCACCUAUGUACAUGUAGCAUAGAGGCUCUCAUCAACCACCUGUGUAUGGAAAUCUCCCCUUGAUGCAUCAGGAUUUAAUUAGGAAAUGCUGGUGGGCCUGUCUCCAUUGCACUGCAGUUAAGAACCAUUGGGAUAUUGCUUCAUCAUAAUCUUUAUCAUGUAUUUAUUAUAUAUCCUCAUUUAUCUGUUCCAAAGAAGGAGUCUUUUUGCCAAAGAGACCUUGCUUUUUUUAAGAUGCACUUCUUAGCCAUGAAAAAAAUUCACAUCAUCUGUGGCUAUGGUAAUGUCCAAAAUGUUCCUUUCAGAAAGAACUGGAAGAUCACACAGACAUUUCUGUUUGAGUCUGCAGAAUUUUUGCUUGUGCUGCCUUGGUUUUUUCUGAUAUUUGUUGGCAAGUAGAACUUGAUCCCAUGUUUUUGUGACCAGAUAGGGCCCAAGAAGGUCCAGGAUCAGGUUGUAAUUUAGCAAAAUAUUUAAGCCCAUGGGGUUUGUUUAGGUAUAGGCUUGAAGUUGCUCUUAAGCCAUGGUUCUACAGUCACUAAUACCAGACUGAUUCUGUAUCACUCAGUCAUACAGAUUUGAUCUGGGCAGGAUGUGGGCACAGUCACAUUUCUGUCAAAUUACCCAGAACGCCUGAUACAGCUCCCGUGUUGCCUUUAGGCCGGCUGCAGGAGGACAAGCAGUAGCUGAUCCAACAUAAUGUUUGUACAACGGGAGAGUGAGUUAAUAAUACAAGAUUGGGGCUUUGUGUCGGGUGGCUUUGGCACUUCCCGUAUUUCACAAGUAGCCCUACAGCCAGAUUUACUGUAUCUUUGAACCAUGGCUUUAAAUGUCUAUUUAAACUUUUUACAGAAGAUUAGGUUGCCUUGGUUACGGCCCAAUCCUUAAGCAUAUCCCCAAGGCUAAAACUAGUGUUUUGUGAAUGUGAUGGUUUUAUUGUCACUUAUUUUAAUCAUUGCCUGAAUGUUGCUUUUAAAAACACAAAGCAACACCAUUGCUUUAGCCUAUCAGAUAAUGCACCUUUAUUUUGUUUUUUUUUUUUUAAUAUUUUAAUUCUUUAGAUUUUUAUCAUAGCUGCAAAACACUUGGGCAAUGACUUAAUCAUAGAGGUGUGGGAGUAGCAAAGUGUUUGUCAUAGUGAACUCUACAUACAGCAUUCAGCCUGGUGGCAGAAGCAGGACUUGAAUGAGACAUAGACCUUAAGUUGCCCUUCUGCCUAUUAGCAAAAUGUGCCUGAGGAGACUGAGGAUGAGGUGUCUUUUAGAGAAACGGUGGAUGUUGAAGAGAAUAUGCAGCAAGUCAUAGCUGAAAUCUUCUUGUUGAAGCUGCAGUGGUUCCUACCUGGUUGAGGUCAGCCAGGCCUAGCCUAGGCUUGAUAAAUGCUGAUUUUACAAUACCAUUUCUUUUAAUUUUGAGAAACUCCAGCAGAUGAGGGAUAAUUGAAUCCCAGAGAAGGUCUGUAAGGGAAAUCCUGUGUCUUUGUCCUCCUUCAGUGUAAGAAAUAGCAGUAUUAGAUACCUGGUGCCUCAGCUAAACAGCUCAAAAAGGAUUGGAGUUUUUAAUUGCUUUUUAUUGAUACCUGGUUCCUGCAGUUGAUUCAACGUGUUGCUUUGAUAUUUGUUCACUAAGCUGUGCUGAUUACACUUUCUAUAGAUUAGAAUACUGUAAGUCAGGGCUAGCAGAGAAAAACGUACUGAAGAAUUUCACUGUGGUGAAAUUCUCAAUAGAAAACAUUAGUGAUGGUAAUUGAGGGUUUGUUGCCAAAGGACAGCAGGAACUACUUAGUACUAUCUAGAGGUUAGUAAGAACAAAUUAAGUACAAAUUACAGAGAGAGCUGUGAGAACACUAUUUCCAGUUAGAGCUGGUCACAAUUUUUACACUAAAUUAUGUGAUGUGAGAAGGACCUUUUUUUAAAUGAGAAAUUUUCUUGUUUUUGCAAUGUUAUCCACAACAGUUUUUCUUGCUAUUUUAAUUAAAACCAUAUUGAGAAUUUUUAUCUAAACAGAUUUCAGAGUUGUUAACAAAUAUUUUCAUUUCUCAAAACCCAUCUCUUCUUUUUCAAUUUUUUUGGUUAUUGGGUUUCUUUUGCUGGUAAAUUAAAGUUUCUAUCACAAUUUUGAAAAUUUAUUAGGUAAAAAUCCUGUUUAAAAACCAGCUAUAUUCUUGGAAAAUGGUUCUGUAUUGGAGCUGGUAUAAUUGGACCUCUGAAACUUUUCACAAGAUGUUUUCCCCUAUUGUUGACUAGUUUUGCUAACUUUGAAGUCACUAUUGCUUUUGUCAGAAAAAUCCAAAUAAUGUGACUCUUCUUAAAAUAACAGUGUUACUUCUGUUGGGCUUAUUUUUCUUUUCCGUCUUAAAGCCAUGGAGUGGCUGGCUACAGGGACUGCCCACGUCUUUUUCUGUGGCAAUUGUGAUUUUCGGGGGCUUACCCUGAAAUCAGUGAACAGAAGCAUUUUAUGGCCGCCACCAUGAAUAUCAAGAGAUACUGAUUGAACUUCAGUCUCCCUAUAUUCUUCUGGGUUUGCGAAUGGCAUUUCUCCUCAAACAUUUCUAGAAAUACUCCCUGUCUUCCUCAGCGUUUCAAGCUUGUAUUUGCAACAACUGAUCGCCUAUCUGGUGUUUGGAGCUACUGAGCGUUGCGAGAGAGAGUAGGUUUAACCAUUUGUGAAAUUAUAGCAUUCAUGUAAAAAUGCAAGGGAAAGACAUAACCUAAGACCUGGUGGCCUUUGGGGACACAGUUCUCAUCGUUAGCCUGCAAGUUCUCUGCUGUGGUUUGAAAACACUAAGCUGGAACAUGGCAGCCCGCUUUGGCAUACGCGCUCACACGCACACAAAAGAUGGUUAUGGGCCUGCAGCUACGUAGAAAUACAGGCAGUACUGCUUAUACCCCACUGGGCUCUACUGCUAACCGCCUGUUCCCAGUCUCUUUUGGCUUCUUCUGACAUGUAUAAGCAAGUGCUUCAUGGAUUGAUCAUUAGCGUCAAUAGCACUCAGUUCUUUUUCUCUUUUUUUGAGACCAUAUCUCUCAUUUUACCUAGAUCUUUUCGAAAAUGAAGAAGGAAGAAGAAGCCCCGAGUGGUGGCGUUACCUUUACAUUUCCCUGGGGCUAGAGUCCCUCGCUAGGAAUCUGGCACUCAGGUUCUCUUUACGUUUCUGCCUCUGUCUCCUGCUGUCUGCAAGCAGCUCUCUUACCCUCUUUUUCCCUUUGCUCAACAUGCAUUCGUCUUUGUAGUGAAGAUGGUAUGUAACUUGCUUCACAGAGGUAUUGUAAGUCUUAGCCAGUAGCUGGAAAAACUUUUUCAGAUCUUUAAUCAAGUAGUUUUGUGCAUCCGUAGUACCAGUGGCCUGCCGCAUGGAUAUCAAAGAAAAUGAUUAUAAUUAUUGCUUUUAAAAUGAUUGUGAAAUUGUGCCUUACUUUUUCAGUCAUGUUUAACCGUGUAAUUUAGAACCACAUGAUUGCAGGGAUUUAUCAUGAAGAAAUUUGUUUGAAGGAUAGUUUGUUUGUUUUUAAAUAUUUUUUCUCCAAAAAUGAAUUUAUUAGCGUUGCCUCUUUUAUUUUUUCCUCCAGUUUUAUUCCUUUAAUAUAUUUAUGUAAAAGGGCAGCCAGAAUUUGCGUUUGUGAGAGACAGAAGAUUUUAUUUUGUCUUGUAUGUAGAGCUUUCAUUUUCUUUUAUGUUUCUUCAGGAAAAUUCCUCUCUGCCCAAGUAUUCAUACUUAGAUGUCUUUAAAUGCAGGCGGACCAGUGAGAUUUGUUUUGUUUUGUUUUGUUUUUUAAUUAACUAGAUAUCAGGUACUGGGGAGCUGGGGAGGCAUUGCACAUUAAUGCAGAAUGUUAAUGCUGACAGUCAUUGGAAAGACAAAAUUAGAGUCUUUCCGUGUCUCCAGUGCAGUUUUGUUGCUGUUUUGUGUACAACACUAAUAUUAAGCCAGACUGUAAAGGCAAAAUACUCAGUGUGACCUACUUCCAUUCAGCAGUAAGAAUCUUUUGUCAGCUGACUCCUGCUUGUUUGUUCAUUUUUAAAUGUCAGAUUACAGAACUAGCAUCUCCUAAAGAUGAAAGAAAAAGGUGUUUUCCUGUGCAGAAAAUCUGGGGUUGCCGUAACAGAACAUUUUCUUUUUGAAUUUGGAUGUCACGGUGUUUUAAGCUCCUGCCUGGAGCCUAAAUCAAUGUGGCCUCUCAUCCAGUUCAUCUCACUGGUGCUCCUGAAAGGCUGCAGCCCUGCAAAAGCUCAUGCAGCAUUUUUUGGCCGCUUUCCCUUGCUCCCAUUUGGUACAUAUUUGCACAAUUUAACUGAGCUUUUCUUUCUGCUGAAGGUCAGAUGCAAGCGAUACGAAACACUAAACUUUAUAAACAAGCAAAGCCAUUUUAACCACAGCAUUUUGGACAAGAAUGCAUUUUUAGGUGGCGCACUGUCUGCUGGCCUUUGGAAGGGGGAUCCUGAGAUGACAUUUGACUGGAAGAGGAUGCAAAGCCACAAGCCUUGGUUUUUUAAUAAGCUACUUACUGUAAUCCAGCUACACAGUUUCAGCCUCACACUUCAGAAGAAGCUUCCAGCAGCAAUGCACGUACAGUCACUUUCCCUCUUUCUUGCAGAAAGUGAAACUUUCCCAGCCACUGUAAAUUUAAGCUAUUGCAUAAGAUGCUGGAAGUUUUUUUCCUUAGGAUUCUUUCUGUAACCUCUACGAGCAAAGGAUGAAUAGCUUUUUUUUCUCCCUCUUUUUUUUGAUAAGAUUAGAUGUUGCAUAUUGAUGAGCUAGCAUUUCAAAGGUCCGUGGGGCUUUGGAACAUAUUAAGAAUCUCUGAAGUUUAAUAUUCACCCUGUUUUAAAUAUUCAGAAGCAAAAAUCUGCAUAAAAUGGCUUUGGAUACGUACAUUCUAGGGGUUCGUUCUUUCUAUCUUGCACAAGUGCUGCGGGGGUUGUGGCUGUGCUGGUUUUGUUCCAGAGUGACUUUUGUUUCAGCUUAUCAGAACCAUUUUGGUCCCAUUUGCGUGUUCAGCGCUUGUCCUGAAGUCUUUUACCGUUUCCACUGGGACUGGGCUCCAGGCAAGUGGAUGCAGCCAAGGCAAAGAGCAGUUCAACACCUGUCUGCUUUGCUGCUCCCCUCCUGUGACACCAGGGCAUGUAGGGCCUUGAGCUGAGCCUCCUUUUAGUGACACAAGUUGGGACUAGCCUAGCAGCCAGACCUGGCUAAGGUCUUUCUCAAAAGGCGCUCCAUGCUGGUGGGGAUUUAAGGAUGGAGAGGGCAAGAGGCUGGAGCAAAGUAAAGUGCCAUUCAGUGCAUCACAAAUCCCACAGGGCAGUUUUCCCCUCCCUUGGAUGUCCUUUUUUGGUAAGAGUGAGAGUGGCAAGGGGAAUGUUUUUAGGAGAAAUUUGUCCCUGGGAUGUCCUGUUUCUCAUCUCUGUUGAAAAUCUGAUGUAAGCUUUAGAUGAGGAGGAUCAGUUGUGGGCUGUGAACGCUCAGCUCUUCUGCGGUAUUAGUAACUCUCUCGUUUGCCUUACCCUUGACUUCCCACUGUGCAUACGCCAGCAUGCAGGGCAGGCUCUUUGGUCCUGCUCACCAGCCUUAAUGCUGUCAUGCCAGUCCCUGCUGAAUCAGUGCCUAGUGCUUGUUCUCAGGACUGCUCUUGCUUGGGCCAAGGGCGUCUGUGUGCCUAUGCGGAAGGUGGUUCUUUCAUUUUUGGCUUACAAAUAAUGCAGCCCUUUGCAAAUCACCUUUCCCUCUUAUGUAUUCCUGACAGAAGUAGGAUUUUAAAUAUUUCAUAGCAUUCUUUUUCCUUCUUCUUUUCUGCCAGAAGCCUUGAAAACGUUGUCAGAUUACGAUCUGGGUGGGGGUUUUCAGGAUCAAUUUCCUUUCCUGCUUGAUUGCAUGGUGUAGGUUUGCAAUGAGUUUGUUGGGUUUUUUUUGAAAUUCUUGUAGAACAGAUGCCUUCAGUUGAUGUGAAGAAAGAUUGACUAUGAUUAGAGCUAAUCCAGGAUGGCAGGAUUGGAC